This is a messenger RNA of Pelecanus crispus (Dalmatian pelican), 2041 nucleotides long. The record is from RefSeq and is a predicted model, not a curated record. Lineage: Eukaryota; Metazoa; Chordata; Aves; Pelecaniformes; Pelecanidae.
AGAGAAGCAGAGAGAAAGAACGAGAACUGUGCUGUGGAAAAGCAGGUGUGAUUCAUGAAUAAACUAUAGUUUGCAACCCUAUGGGAUACUGAUGAAACAAACAGAAUUUUCAGAGACAUGGAUAAUACAAGAACGCAAGACACUUUUUCACAGUUAAGCCAGGAAAAAAUCCUCAAAAUUAUGAACAUGGUGAAAAAUAAAGAAGUGAGCAUUGAAGGAGCUUUGCAUUUGGCACAGAAAGAGGUAUAUGCUGAAAAGGAUUCACAGGAUUUGCUAACUGGCUCACAAUUUAACUUCAGUAUCUACAAAUACAAACACUAUAGGUGGCAGAAACGAAUUUUGCAGAUUGAUUUCAACACAAAGACCAUUUUUAACAUUGAAAAAGGAAUUAUUAAGAAACAGUUCCCUUUCUCACAAGUCAAAGCCUGUGAAGAUACUGAAAGGAGGCGCUUCAGCAUUGUGUUUCACGGGCGACAAGAUUAUGAGCUGGAAGCAGUGUCUCUUGAUGAUAAAAGGAAGAUAGCAUACCUUCUGAGCAGAGUUAUACAGAGCAAUUCAUACAAGAGGCCAGCAGAGUCCUGCUCUGGGAGACCUGCAGAAUGUGAUGUGAUACACGAAGGACUGCUGGAUUUGCAGCAAAACACUCUGACGUCCACUGAAUGGGUGAAGUACUUGGUACAACUACGUGAAGGAGAAUUGACUUUAUAUUGCAUAGGUCUGGGAGGCAAGAACAAGACUCCAGACCCUGUAACAAAUACAAUUAAUUUGUCAGGUGGUAAUGUGAAUGUCAGCAAGGAGAAUGGAUGCAGCACCUUUUCAGUUCAGACCAAAGAACACAAUUAUUUGUUUCGAAUACCCUUUACUGUCCAAAAUAACAGGACAGGGGAUGUUAGCAAGCUCCAGAAUGAAUGGGUGUCUCUCAUAGAAAGGUACUGUCAGCUGUGCAAGGGUGCCCCACUGCCUCAGGAGGGAUCUCAAGGAUGCACCUCCUCCGAAGCUGAUUAUGAGGAUUUUACUGUACCUCUGAAUGAACAGAAAGAGGACACCCUCCACUCUGGUGUGAGUUCUGCAACAACCAGUCUGAACAAGUCUUCAAGCCCGCAGACAAAGCCAGCAGAGGGGGAAGCAGCCCCAGCAGCACCAUCUCUUCCCCUUCCCCUAAGCAAGGCAGCGGUACCGCCAGCUCCACCUCCAUUCCAACAGCCCUGCAGCCUCUCUCCAUCGACAAAGAGAACCAAAGCCUUUCACUGGGAUGUUGUUCCUUGUGAUAAGAUUCAAAAAUCUGUCUGGGGAUCAUGUGACCCAUGCAAGAAAAAAAUAGAUGUAUCCAGACUCUGUGAUCAGUUCCAGAUCCAGGACAUGACAGUAUUUUUGGGCAACGAACCUUCAGUGAAUCAGCAUAUCAUGUUAGAUCGAAAAGUUGCACAUAACUUCAAUAUUUUUCUUAAAAGUUUCCGUAUUAAACCAAGUGAGCUGAAAGAAAAACUAUACAUUAUACAUGAAGAGAGUGGUGGACUUACAGAUGAGCAGAUUACAGCACUAAGAAGAUACAUGCCAACGCCGAAAGAUGCAGAAAGGUACCAGUCAUUCAGGGGGUCUCCUUCAGAGCUGCAUGUGGUUGAUCAGUUUAUGUUAGAGAUGUGCAAAAUCCCCCACUUAGGCCAGAGGUUGGAUCUCCUGCUUACCAUACGUGAGCUCCCUGUGAGCAUGAGAGAUUUGGAGCCUCUAAUAAACCAGAAAAUCCAAGCGAGUAAGCAGCUGCAAUCCAGCCAGAAAUUUGUUGCUGUCUUGGAGUACAUUUUAGCCAUUGGGAACCAUUUAAACGAAAAGGCUGGAAAAGAGAAGGCUAAAGGGUUUCGAUUGUCGUCUUUGACCAAAUUACCUCUGUUGCGGGGUAAGGAGAGGACAUUCACCUUGCUUCAUGCCCUUGUGGAACAGAUCUUCUUACAUGAACCUGAUUUGGCUAAAUUUUCUCAGGAGUUGACAGAAUUUGAAGCUGUUCCUGAUGCUUCCAUGAAGGGCCUCAGUGCUGAAGUUGAUG